Messenger RNA from Daucus carota subsp. sativus, 1003 nucleotides. Its product is annotated as protein LURP-one-related 6. The record is from RefSeq and is a predicted model, not a curated record. The coding region runs from base 162 to 773 and encodes 203 amino acids. Lineage: Eukaryota; Viridiplantae; Streptophyta; Magnoliopsida; Apiales; Apiaceae. The transcript has 3 exons.
UUCGUGCAGCAUUCAAAUGAUUCUCAUCUACUUAAGUCAAGAAUUGCCAAACCAUAGAAAAAAUAUUUAUUUAAAUUGCUCUAGAAUAGUUAUGUGGCUCUAUAUAACAAGGCAAGAGUUUGGAGUUAUGCAGAGUCAUUGGAGAGAAAACAGAUAAAACAAUGGCUGCAGGAGGACAUAUAUUGCCAAUAAUUAGCAAAAAUUUCUGUUCAUCUUCUCAAGUGAUUCUAAGAGUUCGAAAGAGGCCGCAUGUGGUGACCGGAGGAGGUUUUGUAGUCACGGAUUGGAGUCAAAAAGUUAUUUUCAGAAUAGAUGGUUGUGGUGUUUUGGGCAGAAAGGAUGAGCUGCUUGUAAGCGAUGGCAAUGGCAAUGCUCUGCUUCUCAUUCGCAGAAAGGGAGGGCUGGUUGAAGCGAUUAGCAUAUAUAGGCAAUGGAGAGGCUACAGUGUCGAGUUUCAAGGAUCUGACAAGCCACUUUUCAGGGUAAAACAGCCUCAUUCCUGUAUCGUGAAUCAGAAUUUGAUGAAAAUUUCUAUUGAUGAGAAUGAAUACCAAAACAGAAGGCGGGAUUUUGAAAUCAAGGGGUAUUUUCCAGAUAGAGCAUGCAGUAUUGUCGACUCCAAAGGCAAUGUAAUAGCAGAGGUUGGCCCAGAGGAAAUAACAGCAAGAAAUGAUAUGUACCGUGUUGUAGUAAAUCCUGGAAUUGAUCAAGCUUUUGUUAUCGGAGUCAUUGCCGUUCUGGACUACAUAUAUGAUGGAUCAACCAGAUGCUAAAACUGACGAGUCGAGACCCGAAUGUAAAUAACACAGACCUGAACUUUUCAUCCCUACAAACCAAGCAUGAUUUCCUUGUUUUUUGUUAACUAAAUAAAUAAUAUUGAUCAAGAUAUUAUUUUGUAGAAUGUAGAGAAGUCUUAUUAUUCAGUUUUGACAGGUAAUUUCUAUUUUAUCCGGUUGACAUGUCAUGCAAGACUAAUAUGAAGUUUGAGCUAAUUUGAUUUCAA